This is a messenger RNA of Knipowitschia caucasica, 558 nucleotides long. Lineage: Eukaryota; Metazoa; Chordata; Actinopteri; Gobiiformes; Gobiidae. The record is from the annotation of a GenBank genome assembly.
AUGAGACCACACCACACCAGACCAGGACGAGACCACACCAGACCAGGACGAGACCACACCAGACCAGACCAGGACGAGACCACACCAGACCAGACCAGGACGAGACCACACCACACCAGACCAGGACGAGACCACACCAGACCAGACCAGGACGAGACCACACCAGACCAGACCAGGACGAGACCACACCAGACCAGGACGAGACCACACCACACCAGACCAGGACGAGACCACACCACACCAGACCAGGACGAGACCACACCAGACCAGGAUGAGACCACACCACACCAGACCAGACCAGGACGAGACCACACCACACCAGACCAGGACGAGACCACACCAGACCAGGAUGAGACCACACCACACCAGACCAGGACGAGACCACACCACACCAGGAAGAGGCCAAACCCGGACCAGGACGAGACCAGACCGGACCAGGACGAGACCAGACCGGACCAGGACGAGACCUCACCGGACCAAGAAGAGGCCAAACCAGACCAAACCAGACCAGCCUGUGCUACAUUUACAUGUUACAAGCAGCAGUUUCUUCCACAGUGA